AUGACACAAGUAACAGAGCGUAGCAAAUCACACUAUUACUCUGAUGGAGAUAUCAUAAUAAUAGUGGAUAAAACAAUGUUUCUAUUACAUAAAACAAUAAUCGGACUCGCCUCAAAAGUAUUCCAAGAUAUGUUUUCAUGUGCAUCACCAUUCACAAAUGAAAUUCCGGAGAUAACGUUAGAAGACGAAUCACCGAUAAUAUUCGAAGAGCUUAUAUCAUAUAUAUAUCCGGAUACUUAUAUAAGUAUAAAUUGGAAUAAUGUAAGUGAAUUUUUAAGAAUAGCGGAUAAAUAUAUAAUGGAAUCAAUUUUAAUGGCAGCGAAAGCAUUUCUUGAGCGAGAGUUUAGAAAAAAUCCGUUACCGGCAUUAAGAAUGGCCGAACGAUAUGGAUUUAAAGAACUUUACAAAGAAUCAUCUAAAUUAAUUUUAGAAAGAUUUCCGGAAUAUAAAAGAUCACAGACAUUUAAUCAACUUUCAGUAACGACACGUACUGCACUGACAACAAAAUAUGAUGAAUAUACAAACGCAUUAAGUAAAUUAAGUAAAGUUUAUUUCACAACUGGGUAUCAGCAUUGCAAACAAUGUAAAUCUACAUCAGAACAUGAUCAAGAAAUUAGUGAAAAGUUUGAUCGUAGAGUUAGGCAACUUCAAAUUCUUCCAUUACCGUUACCCCCAACACAACCUUCUAUUACUAGAAAGAUAUUAUUCGAAGCCAUCGGAAACAAUAUGUGUGAUAAACAAUUUAUGGACUUUCAGCUUCCUAGAAAGUUUAAAAAACAUUUUGGGAGUUUUGAACCUUUAGAAUGUAAAAAGCAUAAAAAAGAUAAAAAAGAUCCAAAAUACUAUUUAUUUAUUGAAUUACCAUAA
Racocetra persica is the source of this 867-nucleotide messenger RNA. NCBI's taxonomy places the organism in Eukaryota, Fungi, Glomeromycota, Glomeromycetes, Diversisporales, Gigasporaceae. The record is from the annotation of a GenBank genome assembly.